GCGGCUGCGGUGCCGGCGGAGCAGCGCCGCGGGCGGGACCUGGCCGAGCUGGAGGGUGCCGGGGAGCGGGGCUCGGGUGGCCCCCGAGGCCCGAGCGAGCGGACUCCUGGGGGGUCUGCGGCGGCCGCGGCGGCACCGGGGGAGCGCGGCGGGGAUGGGGCGCCGAGCCGGGCGGGGGCCGCGGCCUCGGCCAUGUUCGCGGGGCUGCAGGACCUGGGCGUGGCCAACGGCGAGGACCUGAAGGAGACGCUGACCAACUGCACCGAGCCGCUCAAGGCCAUCGAGCAGUUCCAGACCGAGAAUGGCGUGCUGCUGCCCUCCCUGCAGUCCGCCCUGCCCUUCUUGGACCUGCACGGGACGCCGCGGCUGGAGUUCCACCAGUCUGUGUUCGACGAGCUCCGGGACAAGCUGCUGGAGCGCGUGUCGGCCAUUGCGUCGGAGGGGAAGGCAGAGGAGAGGUACAAGAAACUGGAAGACCUUCUGGAAAAGAGCUUUUCUCUGGUGAAGAUGCCAUCCCUGCAGCCAGUGGUGAUGUGCGUCAUGAAACAUCUGCCCAAGGUCCCCGAGAAAAAGCUGAAGCUGGUGAUGGCAGACAAGGAGCUGUACCGCGCCUGCGCGGUGGAGGUGAAGCGGCAGAUCUGGCAGGACAACCAGGCGCUAUUUGGGGACGAAGUGUCCCCGCUGCUGAAGCAGUACAUCUUGGAGAAGGAGAGCGCGCUCUUCAGCACUGAGCUCUCCGUCCUGCACAACUUCUUCAGUCCCUCCCCAAAGGCGAGGCGCCAGGGCGAGGUGGUUCAGAAGCUGACACAAAUGGUGGGGAAGAACGUGAAGCUGUACGACAUGGUGCUGCAGUUCCUGCGGACCCUCUUCCUGCGGACACGGAACGUGCACUACUGUACCCUGCGGGCUGAGCUACUCAUGUCCCUGCACGAGCUGGACGUUGGCGACAUCUGCUCUGUGGACCCCUGCCACAAGUUUACCUGGUGCCUGGACGCCUGCAUUCGUGAGCGGUUUGUGGAUAGCAAGAGGGCCCGGGAGCUGCAGGGAUUUCUGGAUGGAGUGAAGAAGGGGCAGGAGCAGGUCCUGGGGGAUCUGUCCAUGAUCCUGUGUGACCCUUUUGCCAUCAACACCCUGUCAUUGAGCACCGUCAGGCACCUGCAGGAGCUGGUCGGCCAGGAGACACUGCCCAGGGACAGCCCUGACCUCCUCCUGCUGCUCAGGUUGCUGGCCCUGGGCCAGGGGGCGUGGGACAUGAUCGACAGCCAGGUCUUCAAGGAGCCCAAGAUGGAGGUGGAGCUCAUCACCAGGUUCCUGCCCAUGCUCAUGUCCUUUGUGGUGGAUGACCACACCUUCAACGUGGAUCAGAAGCUCCCAGCUGAGGAGAAGGCCCCAGUCACGUACCCCAACACGCUUCCAGAGAGUUUCACUAAAUUUCUGCAGGAGCAGCGCAUGGCCUGCGAGGUGGGGCUGUACUACGUGCUGCAUAUCACCAAGCAGAGGAACAAAAACGCGCUCCUCCGCCUGCUGCCAGGGCUCGUGGAGACAUUUGGUGACCUGGCGUUUGGUGACAUCUUCCUGCACCUGCUCAUGGGCAAUCUGGCGCUGCUGGCUGACGAGUUUGCCCUGGAAGACUUCUGUAGGAGCCUCUUUGAUGGCUUCCUCCUCACAGCCUCCCCCAGGAAGGAGAACGUACAGCGACAUGUGCUGCGGCUCCUUAUCCACCUGCACCACCGGGUGGCCCCAUCGAAGCUGGAAGCCCUGCGGAAGGCGCUGGAGCCCACCGGCCAGAGUGGAGAGGCAGUGAAGGAACUUUACUCCCAGCUCGGCGAGAAGCUGGAGCAGCUGGAGCACCGGAAGCCCAGCCCAGCCCAGGCUGCAGAGACUCCAGCGCUGGAGCUGCCCCUCCCCACCGUGUCCACACCGGCUGGGCUCUGAGGCUUCACCAGGCUGCUCAGAACUCGACAGGCCUCCUGGUGGUUCUGUGGCCUUGGCCUGAAGGAGCUCCCCUAGAGCUGGGAGUGUCAGGACCCCACCUCUACUGGUGGCAGAUUGGCUGCCCCCGGGGCCAGGCUGGGCACCCCCCGCCCUCGGACAUCCUGCAUGGGGGGCACCCUUCUCCUGGGCCUCAACCCACCCUGACCUUGAUCUUGGGGCCGGUUAUUGCUCCUCAUGGGCUCCUGUGUGCAUCUUUGGAGGACAGCACUGGUCCUGCUGUGCCCAGCCUGGCCCCUUGGAUACACUCCCAGGCUGUGGAAACCUCUGGCUCACUCCUGCCAGAGGAGUGAGGAGUUUCCAUUUUUGUAGGGGAGACAGGUUGGCAGUAGUUGGAAUUAUGAAAAAGCCACAAUGGGGAGUGGGCAGGGUGCCGAGGCCUGAGGCAAAGGGGAAGGGGCAGCCCAGCCCUAUUGGCCUGGAUUGGCAGAGUCAUGUGGUUUGCUGGGUCCAGUUAUCUGCAGAUUGAACCCAGCUGCUUCUGAGGAGCUUUUGUUUCACAGUGGACAGUUUGGUUGACCCAUGGCCCUUCAGGCAGGGAAUCGUUUCUCCCCUGACCAGCAGCGCCCUGUGUAGUGGGCUUGGCUAAGGAAAGCACAGGCGACCCACUGGCUGCCUCAGUUUACCCUUGGAGUGGUAUGCUCCCUGUUGCUCAGCUGCACCGUCUUGCCCAUGUGGGGGACAGCGGUUGCACACAGUGAGACUUUCACUUAUGUAAAUAAAAAGUGUUUGGGUAAAUCCA
Messenger RNA from Nyctereutes procyonoides (raccoon dog), 2734 nucleotides. RefSeq names its product negative elongation factor complex member B (gene NELFB). Lineage: Eukaryota; Metazoa; Chordata; Mammalia; Carnivora; Canidae. The record is from RefSeq and is a predicted model, not a curated record. Gene Ontology annotation, biological process: negative regulation of transcription elongation by RNA polymerase II. The transcript is spliced from 13 exons. The coding region runs from base 193 to 1935 and encodes 580 amino acids. Gene Ontology annotation, cellular component: nucleus; NELF complex.